This is a messenger RNA of Didymodactylos carnosus, 447 nucleotides long. NCBI's taxonomy places the organism in Eukaryota, Metazoa, Rotifera, Eurotatoria, Philodinida, Philodinidae. The record is from the annotation of a GenBank genome assembly.
AUGUAUUCUUUGUUCACUGCACUGGGAACUGAUAUCUCAGCUUUAGCAUUAGAUAUGGACUCCGAGGCUGAAUUUGUACCGCCACAUCUUCGUACCUCUAUUAUUAAAGAUGAAGAUGUGAAUUUACCUCAUCUUUUGCUGCCUGUUGGUAGUAGUAGUGUCUCAUAUCGAGAUGAAGCUGAUACAACACUGGUUGUUUUACGUGAACCAUCCGAUCCACGUUUGUUGAAGGCUCUGUCAAUUACUGAAUUUGUCGCCACCUUUGUUCGCUAUGCUUCUAUCAUGAUUUGUGCACGUCCUUCACGCCGUAACGACUUGAUGUCACAUCUUGCGAUCAUUGUUAAUUUAUUUUGUCGUUUCGGUGGAAAUGCGUUCUAUUCGUACGAUCAAGCCUUCGCUGCUAAAGCUGCUCUUUAUUUAUCUCAAAAGAACAUCAAACUAGAUUGA